This is a messenger RNA of Oryza sativa Japonica Group (Japanese rice), 7255 nucleotides long. Lineage: Eukaryota; Viridiplantae; Streptophyta; Magnoliopsida; Poales; Poaceae. The record is from RefSeq and is a predicted model, not a curated record.
UCUCUCACUCUCCUUUCCUCACUUUUCCUCUCUCUGACCGAAUCUCUCCCACUCCUCUCUACUCCUCUCAACCCUAGCUCGCCUCUACCCUCUCUGCUCAUCGGGCGGCGCAGGGGAAGGAAGGCGGCGUCCGGCUGCGCGGAGCCCGGCGAGGGAGGAGGCGGCGUCAGGGGGGACCGGCGCGGGAGGGCGGCGUUCGGCGUUCGGCGCGGGGGGCGGCGGCGUCCGGCCGACUGCGGCGGCGGCUAGAUCCGGCGAAAGAGGCUGCAUCAGCGCCGAUUCCCCGACUCCCCAACCCUCAAACGGUAGCGAGGUAUACUCGGUUGUUUUCCCCUCAGGUCUCAGGCUGAUCAGACGCCGCACUGCCGAUUUCCCCCUCGGGCGAGCCAUCGGAGCGGGGGCCGUUGGCUCCCAAAGCAGACGCGAGAAUUCACUGAAAUUACCGCGCCAUCUUAUCUCCGCAAGUUGAAGAAUAUAAUUCGGGCGCAGUAAUUUUUAGUGAAUUCAUGUGUCUACUACUACAUAUGUCUGCUUGGGAGCCAACCGCGUUUCGAUGGCUCGCCUGAGGGGAAAUCGGCGGGAGGCGUUUGGUCAGCUUUGCUGGUAGUGGGGGGAAUUUCACCUAAUGAUUGAAUGAUGGGAUAUGCUGGGUAAAGGAAGGUGGAUGCUGGGAGGCCACAUAGGAGGCCUGUGUGAUCCAAGUGUGCUGCUCCUGAGUUGAAAUUGCAUAGCCAUAUAGCAACUACUGGUGUAAACUUGAGAGAUGAAGUAGUGAAAGGAAAUAUGCAGGAUUUUGGACAAUGGCUGCCUCAAUCUCAGACCACUGCCGAUCUAUAUUUCUCCAGUAUUCCAAUACCAUCACAGUUCGAUACUUCCAUAGAGACGCAGACUAGAACUUCUGCAGUUGUAUCGUCAGAGAAAGAAUCUGCUAAUUCGUUCGUCCCUCAUAAUGGUACUGGGCUUGUUGAACGCAUUAGCAAUGAUGCUGGGCUAACUGAAGUAGUUGGAAGUAGUGCUGGACCAACUGAAUGUAUUGACUUGAACAAGACACCAGCACGGAAACCCAAGAAGAAAAAGCACAGGCCAAAGGUGCUAAAGGACGAUAAACCAUCGAAGACACCUAAAUCUGCUACUCCAAUACCUUCAACAGAAAAGGUAGAAAAACCAUCUGGAAAGAGAAAAUAUGUCCGCAAGAAGACAUCUCCAGGCCAACCUCCUGCAGAACAGGCAGCUAGCUCACACUGCAGAUCUGAGCUGAAGUCAGUUAAACGAAGUUUGGACUUUGGUGGAGAAGUACUGCAAGAGAGUACACAAUCUGGAUCUCAAGUUCCGGUGGCAGAAAUAUGUACUGGUCCCAAGCGUCAAUCAAUACCUUCUACCAUCCAAAGAGAUUCGCAAAGCCAGUUGGCUUGCCACGUGGUUUCUAGCACCAGCUCAAUUCACACUUCAGCUAGUCAGAUGGUUAAUGCACAUUUGUUUCCUCCUGAUAACAUGCCAAAUGGAGUAUUGCUUGACCUCAAUAAUUCUACUAGUCAGUUACAAAACGAACAUGCUAAAUUUGUGGACAGUCCGGCACGUCUUUUUGGUUCCAGAAUAAGACAGACAUCAGGUAAAAAUUCUUUGCUAGAAAUCUAUGCUGGCAUGUCAGAUAGAAAUGUACCUGAUCUCAACAGUUCAAUCAGUCAGACGCAUAGCAUGUCUACUGAUUUUGCUCAAUACUUGCUUUCAUCCUCACAAGCUUCUGUAAGGGAAACACAAAUGGCCAAUCAGAUGCUUAAUGGUCAUAGGAUGCCAGAAAAUCCAAUUACACCUAGUCAUUGUAUUGAAAGGGCUGCAUUGAAGGAACAUUUGAAUCAUGUUCCUCACGCAAAAGCCGCAGUGAUGAAUGGCCAAAUGCCCCAUAGUUACAGGUUGGCGCAAAAUCCCAUCCUACCUCCAAAUCAUAUUGAAGGGUAUCAAGUGAUGGAAAAUUUGAGUGAACUUGUCACGACAAAUGACUAUCUAACUGCUAGUCCUUUCAGUCAAACUGGAGCUGCAAAUAGGCAGCAUAAUAUUGGUGACUCCAUGCAUAUACAUGCAUUGGAUCCUAGAAGAGAGAGUAAUGCUUCAAGUGGUUCUUGGAUAUCAUUAGGUGUGAACUUUAACCAACAAAAUAAUGGAUGGGCAUCUGCAGGUGCUGCCGAUGCUGCGAGCUCACAUGCCCCAUAUUUUUCAGAACCUCACAAAAGAAUGAGGACAGCUUAUCUUAACAAUUAUCCAAAUGGAGUCGUGGGACAUUUUUCUACCUCAUCUACGGAUUUGUCAAAUAAUGAGAAUGAAAAUGUGGCCUCAGCAAUCAACUCAAACGUUUUUACCCUUGCUGAUGCACAAAGAUUGAUAGCCCGUGAGAAAUCACGAGCUUCCCAAAGAAUGAUCAGUUUUAGAUCAUCUAAAAAUGAUAUGGUUAACAGAUCAGAAAUGGUCCAUCAACAUGGCAGACCUGCUCCGCAUGGCUCUGCAUGCAGGGAGUCUAUUGAAGUACCUGACAAACAGUUCGGGCUCAUGACAGAAGAACUCACACAAUUACCUAGUAUGCCAAAUAACCCACAAAGGGAAAAAUAUAUUCCGCAAACUGGAAGUUGCCAACUUCAGUCUUUGGAACAUGACAUGGUUAAAGGGCAUAACUUGGCAGGUGAAUUGCAUAAGCAAGUAACUUCACCUCAAGUUGUUAUUCAGAGCAAUUUCUGUGUUACCCCUCCUGAUGUGCUCGGCAGAAGAACCAGUGGGGAGCAUUUAAGAACCCUUAUAGCUCCAACACAUGCAUCGACAUGUAAGGACACUCUGAAAGCUUUAAGUUGUCAACUGGAGAGUUCUAGAGACAUUAUUAGGCCUCCUGUCAAUCCUAUAGGGCCAUCCUCUGCCGAUGUUCCAAGAACUGAUAACCAUCAAGUCAAGGUUUCUGAAGAAACCGUUACAGCCAAACUCCCUGAGAAGCGAAAAGUAGGACGUCCCAGAAAAGAGUUAAAACCUGGUGAGAAACCAAAACCUAGAGGCCGUCCAAGGAAGGGAAAAGUUGUUGGUGGAGAACUUGCAUCAAAGGAUAGUCACACUAAUCCAUUGCAAAAUGAGAGUACUUCAUGUUCUUAUGGUCCUUAUGCAGGGGAGGCUUCUGUUGGAAGAGCAGUUAAAGCAAAUAGAGUUGGAGAAAACAUUUCUGGAGCUAUGGUAUCCCUACUGGAUUCUUUAGAUAUUGUUAUUCAAAAGAUAAAGGUCUUGGACAUAAACAAAUCAGAAGACCCUGUGACAGCUGAACCUCAUGGUGCUCUUGUCCCUUACAAUGGAGAAUUUGGUCCUAUUGUUCCUUUUGAGGGGAAAGUGAAAAGAAAACGCUCUCGAGCCAAAGUGGAUCUUGACCCUGUAACUGCUUUAAUGUGGAAGUUACUAAUGGGACCAGAUAUGAGUGAUUGUGCUGAAGGUAUGGAUAAGGAUAAAGAGAAAUGGCUAAAUGAAGAAAGAAAAAUAUUCCAAGGGCGUGUUGAUUCAUUUAUUGCUCGAAUGCAUCUAGUUCAAGGAGAUCGGCGUUUUUCUCCUUGGAAAGGAUCAGUUGUAGAUUCUGUAGUGGGAGUAUUUCUUACACAGAAUGUUUCGGACCAUCUUUCCAGCUCUGCAUUUAUGGCUCUUGCUGCAAAAUUUCCUGUAAAGCCAGAAGCCUCUGAAAAACCCGCAAAUGUGAUGUUUCAUACAAUUUCAGAAAAUGGUGAUUGUUCUGGGUUGUUUGGUAAUUCUGUCAAGCUACAGGGUGAGAUCCUUGUUCAGGAGGCCAGCAACACAGCAGCCUCUUUUAUCACAACCGAGGAUAAGGAAGGAAGUAACAGUGUGGAAUUGCUUGGAAGUUCUUUUGGGGAUGGAGUGGAUGGUGCAGCAGGAGUUUAUUCUAAUAUUUAUGAGAAUCUGCCAGCUAGACUGCAUGCUACUAGGCGUCCAGUCGUUCAAACUGGAAACGCUGUCGAAGCGGAAGAUGGGUCACUGGAGGGUGUUGUUUCAUCAGAAAACUCCACUAUUUCAUCUCAAAAUUCAUCAGAUUAUCUAUUUCACAUGUCUGAUCAUAUGUUUUCGAGCAUGUUACUAAAUUUCACUGCCGAAGACAUUGGCAGCAGAAAUAUGCCCAAAGCAACAAGAACCACAUAUACAGAACUUCUACGAAUGCAGGAGCUGAAGAACAAGUCUAAUGAAACCAUUGAAUCAUCAGAGUAUCAUGGGGUUCCAGUCUCAUGUAGUAACAACAUUCAAGUGCUCAAUGGAAUACAAAAUAUCGGCAGUAAACAUCAGCCUUUACAUUCCUCUAUUUCAUAUCACCAGACUGGCCAAGUUCACCUCCCAGACAUAGUACAUGCGAGUGAUUUGGAGCAAUCAGUAUACACUGGCCUUAAUAGAGUGCUUGAUUCUAAUGUUACACAAACCAGUUAUUAUCCUUCACCUCAUCCUGGAAUUGCCUGUAACAAUGAAACACAAAAGGCUGACUCUUUAAGCAACAUGUUAUAUGGUAUAGAUAGAUCAGAUAAGACUACUUCCCUGUCUGAGCCUACACCAAGAAUCGAUAACUGUUUUCAACCAUUAAGUUCAGAGAAAAUGUCAUUUGCUAGGGAACAGUCCUCUUCUGAAAAUUAUCUUUCAAGGAAUGAAGCUGAAGCUGCAUUUGUUAAACAGCAUGGAACAUCAAAUGUGCAAGGUGAUAAUACUGUCAGGACAGAGCAAAAUGGAGGUGAAAAUUCUCAAUCAGGAUACAGCCAACAGGAUGAUAAUGUUGGAUUUCAAACAGCGACAACCAGUAAUCUUUAUUCUUCAAACUUAUGCCAAAACCAGAAAGCAAAUUCUGAAGUACUACACGGAGUUUCUUCCAACUUGAUAGAGAAUUCUAAAGAUGACAAAAAGACUUCCCCCAAAGUUCCAGUCGAUGGAUCAAAAGCAAAGAGGCCAAGAGUUGGGGCUGGUAAAAAGAAAACAUAUGAUUGGGAUAUGUUGAGAAAAGAAGUUCUUUACAGUCAUGGUAAUAAAGAAAGAUCCCAGAAUGCUAAGGACUCAAUUGAUUGGGAAACAAUAAGACAAGCAGAGGUGAAGGAAAUAUCUGACACAAUUAGAGAGCGAGGAAUGAAUAACAUGCUGGCAGAACGGAUAAAAGACUUCCUAAACCGAUUGGUGAGAGACCAUGGGAGCAUCGAUCUUGAGUGGUUGCGCUAUGUCGAUUCAGAUAAAGCGAAGGACUAUCUCUUAAGCAUUAGAGGACUUGGACUUAAAAGUGUUGAGUGUGUGCGUCUUUUGACACUCCAUCACAUGGCUUUUCCUGUGGAUACAAAUGUUGGUAGAAUAUGUGUGAGGCUUGGAUGGGUGCCACUUCAGCCCCUACCCGAGUCUCUUCAGUUGCACCUGUUGGAGAUGUAUCCAAUGCUGGAGAACAUACAGAAAUACCUCUGGCCGAGGUUAUGCAAGCUUGAUCAACGGACAUUGUAUGAGCUUCACUAUCAAAUGAUAACUUUUGGAAAGGUAUUUUGUACAAAAAGUAAGCCCAAUUGCAACGCAUGCCCAAUGAGAGCUGAGUGCAAGCACUUUGCAAGUGCAUUUGCCAGUGCAAGGCUCGCUCUUCCUGGACCUGAAGAGAAGAGUUUAGUUACAUCUGGAACCCCAAUAGCUGCAGAAACCUUCCACCAGACAUAUAUAAGUUCUAGGCCUGUAGUAAGUCAGCUUGAGUGGAAUUCAAACACCUGUCACCAUGGUAUGAACAAUCGCCAGCCAAUCAUUGAGGAGCCAGCAAGCCCAGAACCUGAACAUGAGACAGAAGAGAUGAAAGAGUGUGCAAUAGAGGAUAGUUUUGUCGAUGAUCCAGAAGAAAUCCCUACUAUCAAGCUUAAUUUUGAGGAGUUUACACAGAACCUGAAGAGUUAUAUGCAAGCAAAUAACAUUGAGAUUGAAGAUGCUGAUAUGUCAAAGGCUUUGGUCGCUAUAACUCCUGAAGUUGCUUCUAUCCCAACUCCUAAGCUCAAGAAUGUCAGUCGCCUAAGGACAGAGCACCAAGUCUAUGAACUGCCAGAUUCACAUCCACUUCUUGAAGGAUUCAACCAAAGAGAACCAGAUGAUCCUUGCCCAUACCUACUCUCUAUAUGGACCCCAGGUGAAACAGCUCAAUCAACUGAUGCACCUAAGUCGGUCUGCAAUUCACAAGAGAAUGGUGAACUAUGUGCAAGCAAUACAUGCUUUAGUUGCAACAGUAUAAGAGAAGCGCAGGCCCAAAAAGUUCGAGGGACACUGCUGAUACCAUGCCGAACAGCAAUGAGAGGAAGCUUUCCACUUAAUGGGACAUAUUUUCAAGUCAAUGAGGUAUUUGCUGAUCAUGACUCAAGCCGGAACCCGAUUGAUGUUCCAAGGAGUUGGAUAUGGAAUCUCCCUAGGAGAACUGUUUACUUUGGAACUUCAAUUCCGACAAUAUUUAAAGGUUUGACAACUGAAGAAAUACAACAUUGCUUUUGGAGAGGAUUUGUGUGCGUGAGAGGCUUUGAUAGGACAUCAAGAGCACCCAGACCACUGUAUGCAAGACUCCACUUUCCAGCAAGCAAAAUUACCAGGAAUAAAAAAUCUGCAGGUUCUGCUCCAGGAAGAGAUGAUGAAUAGGCCAUCUGGAAAACCAGAAAGGAAAUAAAGAGGAGGUACAUAUGAUCUGCCAGAAGAUCACUGACCUGAAAUGGAUCGCUGACCAAUAAGUUGCCGUAGGCAAUUCAAUUAUUUCUGGCCAUAUACAUCUGCUGAAAGUUAUGAACUCCAGCCACUGACGAAUUCGUGGUGCUGGUAUUCUUCGGCAACAUGAUCCAUCAUACAGAUUCUAUGCUUGGUUGUUGCAAGCAAUUCUUAUGCGGUGACAGUUGCUGCUGAUAGGGAGAAAAGGCAUGUCCGGCGGCUCAGCGGCUCUAACUGUACUUUCAUAUGAGUGGAACCGAUUGUUGUACAUGUGAAAAGUUUGCCAUUCAAAAUGGUCAUUCAUGUUGUUAGGUCAUUCAUGUAGUCGAUGUCAAAUUAAUCAUCAAUUAUUUGAUUUGAUUCAUUCACAAGUUUAAUUGGCUCUAGAUACUUGUGAGCUGCAGGCCAGCAAUGUCAUAAUGUAUGUCGGGAAAAGGUAGAUAUAAAUCGUCAGCAUUUACCUGAAAUACCCUUCCUCUGUCCAUAAAUACAAGGGAUUUUGGGUUGUUAAGCGUAUUUUAAGUUCGAUAUGAAAAUUACUUUGAUGUUC